Molecule: messenger RNA, 1292 nt
Organism: Schistosoma spindalis
Lineage: Eukaryota; Metazoa; Platyhelminthes; Trematoda; Strigeidida; Schistosomatidae
Source: the annotation of a GenBank genome assembly
AUGGGGAUUAAUGGCCAGUCAAACCGUAAAUACGCGCUGUACGAGUGCGUACGGUACAAUCGGGUUGCGAGGAUGAACAAGCUAUUGCAAUCUAUUUCUGACAAGUUAAAGCAUUUGGAAUCAAUUGCAACACCAGAUGCAGUAAACUAUGUUGAAGCAUGCCUCAAAGUACAGAAUAAACAGUUGUUGCACAAGAUAAAUUCGUUAAAAGAAUUAGUUAUUCAACAGGAGCUACUUCUUGGAUUAAAUCAACAACAACUUCAUCAUUCACCUUCUGUCGACGCUAUGUGCAAUGUUUCUAGUUUGAAUGGAAAUUCACUGGAAAUCGAACCAUUGUCUGAAAAAGGAUUAGUGCCGGAAGAGCAACCCAAACAGAGGACAGAGGUACAAACGGACUCAGUGAAAACUAAAAAUCGGAACAUCGAACGUAAAAUACUAGAUGGAAAACCAAAAUCUACUGAAAAGCCUGUUGAUAUUGGUCGUCUGGAUCUGCGUGUCGGUCGAAUUAUAGAUGUAAAUCGCCAUCCUGAUGCUGACUCGUUAUACGUAGAGAAAGUUGACUUGGGUGGACAUGAAAUACGCACUGUUGUCAGUGGGUUGGUGAAAUAUCUACCUAUCGAGUCACUACAAAAUCGAGUUGGGAUAUUUCUCUGCAAUCUCAAGCCAGCAAAAAUGCGCGGUGUUGAAUCAGAAGCAAUGUUAAUGUGUGCAAGCUCUCCAGAUACUUGUGGAGUAGAGCCUCUGAUUGUUGAAGGCCCAGAUAUACAGUUAGGUGAUUCAGUUGUGGUUCCUGGAUAUAGUCACGAUCCUGAUGACCAACUUAAUCCCAAAAAGAAAAUUUUUGAACAAGUGAAACCAGAUCUUAGAGUAAAUGAAAACGGGAUCGCUAUGUAUAAAAAUGUUUCAUGGACACUAAAAGGGUCUUCUCUUGCUGUGAUUAAAUCACUCAGGGUCAAAGACGCUCAAAUAGCUUAGUCGCUAACUACACCCUUUUUAAAAUACGCUAAUAAUUAUAUAUAUUGUUUUCGUGAAUUAUUUUUCUUGUUAUAAUCCAGCCACUGGAAACUUCUGGAACAUGAGUCAUAACAGGUACCUCCUUCAAAUGUUGCUUUUGAAUCCGGUGAUGUACGCUUUAAUUGAUUCGUUUUGGUUUAAAGCAUAUAUUUUCAGCGACGUAAUAUUAACGAAAAGACGUUGAUAGGUCACAUUUCAGUUUCGAAUGAAAACCAAUAGGGUUUUCGCUCUUGUGAGUUUUACACUAUAAUUCAUUUACUGAUUGAGUAUAAUCAGAG